Messenger RNA from Cryptomeria japonica (Japanese cedar), 1895 nucleotides. RefSeq names its product 7-deoxyloganetin glucosyltransferase. Gene Ontology annotation, molecular function: UDP-glycosyltransferase activity. The coding region runs from base 166 to 1632 and encodes 488 amino acids. The transcript has 2 exons. The record is from RefSeq and is a predicted model, not a curated record. Lineage: Eukaryota; Viridiplantae; Streptophyta; Pinopsida; Cupressales; Cupressaceae.
CGUGGUUGAGACUUAAAAUGUUUCAUGAGUGCCAGAGUAAAUCUGGAAUAAUUUCAUUUCACCGUUGCCAAAAGUAGCCACAUAUCCACCGUGAGACGUAAAAUAUCUUCAUUUGAAGCGUCUUCCCAUUUGUGACUGACCAUUGUGGCUCUGUGUUUUACAACAAUGACCUCAAUCCCACGUCCUCCGCACGCAGUAGUCGCGCCUUUUCCUGCUAAAAGCCAUGUGAAUCUUCUCAUGCAGUUUGCAAAACUCUUGGCUGCCAGAGGAUUCUUCGUAACUUUCAUCGUCACAGACUGGAUUGAGCAGAAGAUAUUCGAAAAGCCCAACGAUUCCGCCGCCCUUUCACGUCAGUUGCAGCAGCAAGGCCUGCAGAUUCGCUUUCUGGCUAUUCCGGAUGACCACCCUCCCGACCAUCGACGAAUACAAGCGAUUGACGAGUAUUUUCUAGCCGCACAAAAGUUAGGCCCCGCCAUGGUUCGGCUCCUGCAGAGCGCAGCCAAUGAAGCCCCGCCAGUCACUUGUAUUGUUAGUGAUUGCUUCAUGUCUUGCACCCACCAAGUAGCCACAUCGCUGGCUCUGCCUCGCGUCCUUUUCUGGACUUACUGCACCUCUGCUGCCAUUGCACUCUCAAGUUCUCGGACGCUUAUGAAGAAGGGAUAUAUUCCAAUAAAUGUGAAAGAGGCACGGCGGCCAGAAAACCUUAUCACUUGUCUUCCCGGUAAAAUUCCCCCUUUGAGGCCAACGGACCUUCACACCGUCUUCCGAAUUCAAGAUAUGGCCAAUUCAUUGUUUCAAGUGAUGAUGUACGAAUCCGAGAUUCAGAACAAGGUGGACUAUGUGCUUAUCAAUGUGUUUGAAGAGCUGGAAGGACCUGAGGCUGCAGAGGGGCUAUCCAAAGGCUACCCUGCUCUGCCCAUCGGCCCUGUCUUCCUUCCCGAGUUCCUCCAAGCCACAAAAUCCUCUAUAAGUUUUGGUACCAGGCUGUGGGAAGAGGACCUGGAUUGCCUUGAAUGGCUUCAGACUAAACCACCCUCCUCUGUUCUGUACGUCUCUUUUGGGAGCAUCUUUGAGAUGUCGAUGGUGCAGUUGCAACAACUGGCUCUAGGGCUUGAGGCCAGCCAACAGCCUUUUCUGUGGGUAUUACGGCCUGGCAUAGCGGAGGGAAAGGCCGCGGUCUUGCCCGAGGGAUUCACGGAACGAAUUGGGGACCGCGGAAGGAUUGUGCAGUGGGCGCCUCAGGUGAAGGUUCUUUCCCAUCCCUCUGUUGGUGGAUUCUUCACCCACAACGGAUGGAACUCCACCUUAGAAAGUAUAAGCAUGGGAGUACCUAUGAUUGGAUGGCCUCUCGGGGCAGAACAGUUUCUUAACUGCAGAUUUUGCAAAGAGAUAUGGAAGAUUGGCAUGGAUUUUGAGUCUCGAGUUGAAGUAAAUGAUAUUGUACUCUGGGAGGAGGUGGAGAUGGUAGUUCGAGCGAUGAUGGAAGGCGCCCAAGGAAAGGAAUUAAGAAAGAAUGCAGCAAGGUUGAAAGAGGCUGCUACCAAGGCAGUGAUGGCAGGGGGUUCAUCUUAUCGAAAUUUGGAUAAAUUUACCAGGGACAUGACUGCAAGAGCCAAUUCCGAGAGUGUAUAAAUCAAAGGAUUUUAUGGUUUUGAUGUCGAAUCCUACGUGCUAUUAUUUGUAAUGAUGCUGUCAUCUUCUAUAUAUAGGUUCAUUCACUAUCUUUGUGGACGCUGGUGUACGUGCAGUGUUGUUUGUUGUAAAUCAGGACUAGAAUCCUAUAGCUUAGGAUUUCUGCGACUAUAAUAUAUGCAUUUAGGCAUUGUACCUUUCUAUUUAGUUCAGGAAGAUCAAGGAAUCAUAGUUACAUAACAUACCAAAAAAUAUUUAGUUAA